Portunus trituberculatus (swimming crab) is the source of this 945-nucleotide messenger RNA. RefSeq names its product tigger transposable element-derived protein 7-like. The transcript has a single exon. Gene Ontology annotation, molecular function: DNA binding. Bases 1 to 945 code for a protein of 314 amino acids. Lineage: Eukaryota; Metazoa; Arthropoda; Malacostraca; Decapoda; Portunidae. Gene Ontology annotation, cellular component: nucleus. The record is from RefSeq and is a predicted model, not a curated record.
AUGCCACCCAAAAACCCACCAAAGAAAGUAACCAAGCGUACAGCUAAACCUGUGCACCUUUCUGUGUCGCAAAAACUGGAACUUUUACGUAAAAUAGAUGGAGGAAUGAGUGUUGCCCAAGUCUGCGAGCUGUAUGGGGUGAAAAAACAGACAGUUUCGGACAUAAAAAAAGCUAGAGGAAAGUUAGAAAAUUAUGCAGUUAAAUUUGCUGUGUCGGGAAAGGGUGAUGCAACUAGAAAGCAUAUGAAAGACCCGAAAUGUGUUGAACUUGAUUUGGCAGUGUACAAGUGGUAUACCCAGGAGCGUGCAUGUGGGGUGGAAGUGAGGGGAGUGGAGUUGGCCGCUAGUGCUGCUAAGCUUGCUGCCCACAUGGGUAUUGAGUUCAAGGCCAGUGAUGGGUGGCUCUGGCGCUUCCGCAGGCGCCAUGGCAUCCGCAAUCUGGCUGUGACAGGUGAGGCUGAAAGUGCCGAUGCUGAAAUGAUUGAACCUUUCCGUGAUGAGUUGAUGAAACUUAUUAAUGAUGAAGAUUUAUCCAUGUCACAAAUAUAUAAUGUUGAUGAAACUGGUAUGAUGUGGCGGGCCUUACCAAGAAACACUCAGGCUGGGAUGCAUGAAAAGAAAGUGAAAGGAAAGAAGGUGAGUAAGGAACGCCUAUCAGUGCUUUGUGGAGGAAAUGCGUCUGGUACUCAUAGGCUUAAGUUGACAGUCGUGGGGAAGGCAGCUAAACCCCGGGCUCUCAAGGAUAUUAUGGACAAGUUACCUGUCCAUUAUUAUAACUCAUCUAAGGCAUGGUUCAACUCUCAUAUCUUUACUGAUUAUUUUCAACAUCACUUAGUUCCGGAAGUGAAAAACUAUCAAGAGAAAGUGCUCAAAAUAAGACCGGAUGACGUGAAGGCUUUAAUAUUGCUUGACAAUGCUCCGCCCACCCUUCCUCAGAUGUGUUAA